Molecule: messenger RNA, 2102 nt
Organism: Hippocampus zosterae (dwarf seahorse)
Lineage: Eukaryota; Metazoa; Chordata; Actinopteri; Syngnathiformes; Syngnathidae
Gene: gnmt
Product: glycine N-methyltransferase
Exons: 6
Coding region: 143-1033 (296 amino acids)
Biological process (GO): regulation of gluconeogenesis; one-carbon metabolic process; S-adenosylmethionine metabolic process
Cellular component (GO): cytosol
Molecular function (GO): glycine binding; S-adenosyl-L-methionine binding; identical protein binding
Source: RefSeq, a predicted model, not a curated record
GUUAAAGUUUUUCGCCCCCAUGUUACUCGUAUGAAUAAUAACAACCUCAAAAUCGGUUAGCAUGUGUCUAGACUCCACGUUGACAACCCAGUCGCUCGGUGCUUAAACUGAUAAAACACCGACGCAAAGCAGAAAGGGCAGCAUGUCGGUCGACAGUGUGUUUCGGACCCGCUCACUCGGCGUGGCCGCUGAGGGUCUUCCUGAUCAGUACGCGGACGGCAAAGCAGCAAAGGUCUGGCAGCUCUACAUUGGAAACACGCAGAGCAGGACGCAGGAGUACAAAAGCUGGGUGGUGUCACUGUUGAAAAAACAUGGUGUCCGAAGAGUGCUGGAUGUUGCCUGCGGAACAGGGGUGGACUCCAUUAUGUUGGUGGAGGAGGGCUUCAAUGUGGUGAGUGUGGAUGCUAGCGACAAAAUGCUCAAGUAUGCACUGAAGGCGAGAUGGGAGAGAAGAAAAGAAGCAGCGUUUGACCAAUGGGUGAUUGAAGAAGCCAACUGGCUUACGCUCCCAGAAGACAUCCAGAAACCAGGAGGAGACGGCUUUGACGCGGUUAUUUGCCUUGGCAACUCAUUCGCUCACUUACCAGAUUUUAAAGGGGACCAGAGUGACCAAAAGUUGGCUCUCCAGAAUAUCGCAAGCAUGGUCAAACCAGGUGGAAUCCUCAUCAUCGACCACCGCAACUAUGACUACAUCCUAGAGACUGGGCGGGCACCGCAAGGAAAAAAUGUUUACUACAAGAGCGAUCUAACUCAGGACAUUUCCACUUCUGUGCUGUGGGUAAACAAUAAGCCGCAUAUGAUCACCCUGGACUACACCAUCCAAGUUCCUCAGGCCACUCCUCAGAGCCUGCCUGAGGUCAGUAAAUUCCGUCUCUCCUACUACCCUCACCGCCUGGAGAACUUUAAAGGAUUGCUGCGCGAAGCCUUCAACGGCAAAGUGGAGCACAAGCUCUAUGGAGAUUUCAUGGCAUACGUCCCUGGUCAAACUCAUGCGCCGUGCUACUUCAUCCACGUUUGCCAAAAGACUGCAUAAGCCACGCAGAGAAGACUAGUAUGGGAAUUUGUUUUCGGUUCGACUACAGUGAUUCUCCCAAAUUUCUGGUCCAUUUCAUCUGAAAUUCUUAAUCUCACACAUUUGAUCUGGUGAGUACAGGUUUCUGAUUAAAUUUCCGAAUGAGUAGCUUUCAAUUAACAAGGUUGCCUAGUGUCCAUUUAGCCACACAAAAAAAGACGAAUUUAGCUGUCUGCUAUUUUUUUCUUUAUUUUUUGUACAAGUAAUUCUUUUUUGUUUACCAGCUGGAUCUUAAAACACCGUUAAUUUCAUGCAUUCCCCUUUUUUUGUCAGGGAAAAAAAGCUUUCAUGUAUACAAUUUUCUGUCUUUUAGGUAAGCAAUGUAUCUUAUCUUAAUCAGUUCAACUUGGUUGCAAGGUCAAAUUGUGUAUUCUGUUCCUCUUUUUCAAUUUGCAUUUUGAGUUGGAAAUCCGGCACAGUUGUUGACAUCAGACCAGCAGGAAUGUUUUUGAGAACCAACCUGACCUCAUGCGCACUUCCAUUCGGCAAGAUCUUUUGAGCUCAAAGCCACUUGAAGGCCAAAUGAUCAAACGUGGUGACUGGUUAACCGCUCUCACUGUCUUUUGGCUUCUGACAAUAGAACGGUUCCUUUUUGAAUCAGUUUAUGAGUGAACCAGAAAAUAGCGUCCUCCGCUGUUUAAUUCCAUAUUACUUGGACGUGCUGUAACGUUUGAACACACGAUUGUCUUCAAACCUGCUUUCAACCAAAGAUUUUUUCUCAUUUUGUCUUUUACUUUCCUCAGUCUUUGAUUUACACCUUCCACAGAAAUUAACGCGUGUUGAGAAAUUAUUUGGCUUAUGUUGAUCCUAAACGUGCAAAAUAAAAUGCAUGAGAGAGUACAGCUAGAAAAUCUCAUCAUGGCUACUGGCCCCCAGUCGUUUGUCUCACGGCGUCAGGGCAAAUCCGUGUCCGUGUUGAAAUGUGUGGGACGUUUCGACAGAACAUUUCACAACAGUCUUAUGUUGGUGGUUCUGAAAAGAUUUUCAGUUGUUAGAUGUUGCAUAAAAAUACAUUAAAUAUUUCAUUUUG